This is a messenger RNA of Thalassophryne amazonica, 4009 nucleotides long. RefSeq names its product capping protein regulator and myosin 1 linker 3 (gene carmil3). Lineage: Eukaryota; Metazoa; Chordata; Actinopteri; Batrachoidiformes; Batrachoididae. The transcript is spliced from 36 exons. The coding region runs from base 125 to 4009 and encodes 1294 amino acids. Gene Ontology annotation, biological process: regulation of Arp2/3 complex-mediated actin nucleation; cell migration. The record is from RefSeq and is a predicted model, not a curated record. Gene Ontology annotation, cellular component: plasma membrane; lamellipodium.
UCUGUCAGUGCGCAGCGUUAGUGCGCGCCGGAUCACCUGCAGACUGACAGCGUGCGGUGCGCGGAAGAUUUUUUUUUUUUUUAGAGCCCAGGAAGAAGAAAAAGGGUUACUCUCCUCCUGUUCCAUGGCCUCAAAGGAGAGCACAGCGGCGGGCUUCGCCACGAUCAGCAGAGAAAUCACAGAGGGCAUCAGGAAAGUGCUGGACAAGCAGGCUGUUAAGCUUGUGCGAGCCAUCAAACAAGACACCAGGAGCGGUAAAUCAGAGGACAGGAUUCUGGUUCUGGCAACAUGGAGACUGUAUCUCUUUGCUGUCAAAGUGCCCACCAAGGUGGAGGUUACCUUCAACUUCUUGGAAAUCCGAGCAAUGAACACCUAUCCAGAACACCAGGUUGUCAUCGACACAGACAAGACCACCUUCUCACUGAGACUGCAGACCCAGGACCAGCUGGACCACAUGGUCAGCCACAUCAAUUACGCACUCUCCCGAGUCUUCAACAACUCUAUUUAUGCCCCUCCUGUUUGCCGAGCUGAGGGAGAAAUGACUGAUGGAACCCAGAAAUUUUCUCCAAACUCAGAAUGUUCCCUUGAGCCCCAGAAAACCUGUGGAGGAUUUUCCGAGACAUACGCAGCUCUGUGUGACUACAAUGGGAUUGGCUGCAAAGAAGAAGUGCAGUGGGAUGUUGACACCAUCUACCACUCUCAGGACAACAGGGAGUUUAAUUUACUGGAUUUCAGCCAUCUUGACAGCAGGGACUUGGCGGUCAUCGUGGCAUCCAUCGCAUACAACACCUGGUUCACCAAACUGUACUGCAAAGACAUGAGAAUAGGGUCAGAAGUUGUGGACCAGGUUCUGCAUACAGUCAGCAAGUCCAACAGUCUGGAGGAGCUCACACUGGAGAACGUCGGGCUCAAAUCAGAUUUCCCACAGAAGAUGGCGUCGGCGCUGUCGGAGAACCCAGGCUCUGUGAUUCACUCCCUCAGUCUGGCUCACAACACACUCGACAAUCAAGGAGUCUCUAACCUGAUUCAACAAGUAUGUCGCCUCAACAAGGGCCUGCGCCUCCUGAAUCUCUCCAAGACCUCCCUCUCUUCCAAGGGUCUUGUUUCUUUGUCCCAGGCGUUGUGUUCAUGUGAUGACUACUCCAAUUCUUUGCUGCAUCUGGACCUCAGCAAAAACCCUGGCGUUCUGUCUGGAGAGGAUGCCACGAAUCUGUACCUGUUCCUGGCCCAGCCGAACUGUCUGGUUCAUUUGGACCUUUCUGGGACGGACUGCACCGUGGACUUGUUGUUUGGUGCCUUGCUGCGAGGCUGCUGCGCUGACCUGUCCUACCUGAACCUAUCCAAGAACUCGUUCUCUCACAGGAAGGCAAGGGAUUCUCUGCCAACUUUCCGUCAGUUCUUCAGCUCAGCAUUCAGCCUGACCCAUGUCAGCCUGUCCUCGAUGAAGGUCCCUCCUGAUUCACUGAGGGCUCUGUUUCUAGGUCUGUCUAAUAACCCUCAUAUCACUGACUUACACCUGGACAUCAGCAGCUGUGAGCUGAGGUCAGCAGGUGCUGGAGUCAUUCAAGAGCUGUUUCCUCGAGUUUCAUGUGUGGGCACUUUAGACAUCACUGAUAAUGGUUUGGAUGCUGACUUACUGGCUGUUAUCCCAGCAUUCUCCAGGCACCCCUCCCUCAAACACCUGAUGUUAGGGAAGAACUUCAACAUCAAGGGCAGGGUGUUGGAUGAAAUUCUGCAGAAACUAGUUCAUUUGGUGCAGGAAGAAGAGUGUGCUCUGCAGUCCCUCUCACUGGCUGACUCGAGGCUUCGUCAGCGGGGCACAGUGCUUGUCAACACUCUAGGCUCCAACGCUUGCUUACGGAAAGUGGAUCUGAGUGGAAACAGCCUCGAGGAUGCUGGUGCCAAGAUGCUGAGCAAAGCCUUGCAGAUCAACACGACACUAAGGAGUGUGUCGUGGGAUCGCAACAACACCACGGCGACAGGCUUUCAAGAUGUGGCACGUGCACUGGAGCAUAACUUUACUCUGCAGUACAUGCCCCUCCCUCUCAGUGAUGUCACUCAGGCCUACCGCAGUGCCCCAGAAAAGACCGACCAGGCCAUCACCAAGAUCCAGCGCGCUCUGCUCAGGAACAACCAGACUCAGCGUUUCUCUCAGAAACAGGUGCUCAGGCUGCACCAAGGACUUGUCACCAGCACCGCUGAACAGGUGAUGGAGCGUCUGUGUGUGCGGGUGCAGCAGCAGGUGUGUGUCCUGAAAGGCUGUGAGGAAGGAGAGGAGGUGCAGACAGCCAGACAAAUCCUGAGUGAGGCCAGGAACUCCAGAGCUCUGUAUCCGUCUCUGUGCGAGCUGGCCCAUGUGUUGUCCGUGGACGGACCUGUAAAACAGCGACUGGACACACUGGCGGGAGAGCUGGCCAAGGCUGCCGACAAAGAACUUCAGGUGAUAGUGGACUCCAUGGUGUCUCUGUGCCGUGAGUUGUGUCCACUGUCCUGCUCCGCUGCCGAGAGACUCAGCCCUCCUCUGUCAUCUAUCUCGGAGCAAGUUUCCAUCCCUCGCUCCGCCAUUCACAGUGCACUGAUGGAAAGAGCAGCUGAGGACAUCAACAGAGCCCUGGAGGAGGUGAAGCUGUCUGUUGUCUCCUACCUAACUAACUCCAUUGUGGAUCAGAUUCUACAAGAGCUGUACUCCACUCAUAAAUCCCUGCUACGGCAGGUGUCUCAGGCAAAGCGCUGGGAUGAUGGCACAGGACGACGAACUAUCCGGCACUCCAGAAUUAUAGAGUCUUUGGAUUUCGCUGAUGAGGAUCUUGGCAUCAACCUGGGAAUCGACACCAUAGCUAUUAAAAAGCGGACCUCCAGGACGAGAAGAAUUCGGCCCGUCUCCACCAGAAUAAGUCUCGGUGAGGAGCCGGUGUCUUCUCCAACCUUGUCCAGGCCUGUACAAUCUACCCCACUUUCUCAUUCUGCAUCAUGGGAGUGUCUGUCCACCCUUCCCACCAAUGGUUCGCCCUUACGUCAUGUGACCCACGUGAGGCCACGCCCUCCACGCAGACACAGAGCAGGGCACCUUCCCCCAGAAUCCCAUUGCUCAGAGAACGGAAGUGUCAGUAUGCUCGAGGAUGGCCUCCCAGAUUUCUACAGCAAGAGGGUUCUACCCGACAGUCAGCUGUCAUCCCUCCAUCAGGCCCAGUCCCUAAGGAGGAAGAAAAGACGCAGCGUGCUGUCAAUUUUCUCCGGUUUCCGCAAGAACCGCAACUCCACCAUUUCCAAUCAGGAUUUGGACUUCAGCGGCACCUCUGAGAUUGUCUACUCAAUGAUUCAGCACCCGAAGGACAAUGGGAGGCCGGAAUGUGCUCUUCCCGGAGCCAACGGGACAAUGCCUUCACCCCAACCUAUGCAGGGCGCUCCUCUGCACGGAAUGAGGGCUGUCAGCCCCCCCUGCCUCAUCCAAAGACAGUCCACAGACCUGGUCAGCAUGGUGUACAGCUGCAUAGGCGCUGACAUCGAGGACUCGGAUGCCAGCAGUACCUGCGACUUCAAACCCCCAGAGGAAGAAAUUGAAAGGUCGUGCACCAUCACAGGUGCUGUUGCAGACACCCGAACCAAUGGCCAUGUGGUUUCGACCAAACAGCAGGUGGACAGAUGGAUGGAGGUGGGUAGGCCAGAGAGGAUCGUAUCACUGACAGACACACAAGUGGAGACGGACGAGACCGAGCAGAAAGGCAGCAGUGUGGGUCCCCCUGGGCCAAAGCCGGAGCCACCACCGCAGAGCACCAAGCCUAGUUUGGCUGUGAUGAGGCAGAGACACCUGCGGGAAAGUUUAGAAGAAGCUGAAAGGCUGGAAGAGGAAAAUCAGAGUGAACAAAAGCAUGAAGAUAAACAGAGAGCACGAGGAACCGAAGGACAGCCUCUUAUCUCAAAUAAGGUGUGCCAUAAACAAAGAGGUUAUAUAAAAGACUUGAAUCUGCACUGCACAGUAAAUUUCAAGCUGCAGAAAUUGUAUAACUAA